ACGGUACGGCCCAGACCAUAAGUCGUGAAAGUGUGAAACACGGAGCGAACACAGAUUCAGUUGAACCGACAGAACCAAACGGAAUCCAGUGAAGCAGUGUCUGUGUUGUGUUGGAUGACGAUGGGAGGAGCAACGACGACGCAGCAGCAGCAACAAGCCUACGGCGAGCCAUGGUACUGGGACAACCGCUACGCCAACGAAUCGGGACCCUUCGAUUGGUACCAGAAGUACCAGUCUCUAGCUCCCAUCAUCAAUCUCUACGUCCCCCGCCACCUUCGCUGCGUCCUCGUCGUCGGCUGCGGCAACUCCGCGUUUAGCGAAGGAAUGGCGGACGAUGGGUACGAGGACGUGGUUAGUAUCGACAUUUCGUCUGUGGUGAUCCAGGCUAUGCAGGACAAGCACUCGAAUCGUCACGACCUCAAAUAUUUGGAAAUGGAUGUGAGGGAUAUGAAUGCUUUCGAAACCGCUUCCUUUGAUGCUGUCAUUGACAAAGGAACUCUAGAUUCUCUGUUGUGUGGAAGUAAUUCACAACAAAAUGCUGCUCGGAUGCUCAAUGAAGUCUGGAGGGUCCUCAAGGAUAAAGGAGUCUAUAUUCUGGUGACAUAUGGAGCCCCAUUAUAUCGUUUACGGUUACUGACAGAAUCAAGCUCGUGGGGUAUAAAACUCCAUGUGAUAGAUAAACUCGUUUCCAACGAUAAAUCAGAACAUCCAAUAUGGGAGCUGACGAAUCCUGUUCCCUUGAAUGAUGAUGGAAGUUCGGCAGAGGCAUUGCUAGGAAACAACCCUGAUGUCCAUUUUAUUUACAUUUGUACAAAGGAUAAUUCUUCAAAGGCAGGCUUUAAGCGUGAAGUGUCAGUCGACUAAGGAGGAUAAUCUUCAAUCUUUUGCAAUUUCUAGCCGUGCCUGCAUUAUUGCUUGUGUUGAACUAAUAAUUUGUCAGCAUUACUUAUGUUGUCCGUAUAAUGCUUGAACAUAAGAUUUGUAAUUCUCAUAAGAUUUGUAAUUCUUUCGUUUAUAUGCUGUUGUUAUUGUAACAUGGAACCAAUAAGGCUUUCACAAUAUUGGAAAUGGUAUCAAAUCUCUUCUGAUCUUUUGUUA
This is a messenger RNA of Argentina anserina (silverweed cinquefoil), 1098 nucleotides long. RefSeq lists its product as uncharacterized. The record is from RefSeq and is a predicted model, not a curated record. The transcript has 9 exons. The coding region runs from base 115 to 864 and encodes 249 amino acids. Gene Ontology annotation, molecular function: S-adenosylmethionine-dependent methyltransferase activity. Lineage: Eukaryota; Viridiplantae; Streptophyta; Magnoliopsida; Rosales; Rosaceae.